Tachyglossus aculeatus (Australian echidna) is the source of this 1313-nucleotide messenger RNA. RefSeq names its product coiled-coil domain-containing protein 33-like. The record is from RefSeq and is a predicted model, not a curated record. Bases 99 to 524 code for a protein of 141 amino acids. The transcript has 5 exons. NCBI's taxonomy places the organism in Eukaryota, Metazoa, Chordata, Mammalia, Monotremata, Tachyglossidae. Gene Ontology annotation, cellular component: peroxisome.
AACAGCAGCAGCAAGAACAGCAGCAGCAGCAGCAAGAACAGCAGCGGCAGCAGCAGCAGCAGGCUGUCCUGAAUAAAUACCAAGAGACGCUGGCAAAGAUGAAAGGUCUGGAGGAGACAGUGAGGCGGCAAGAGAGGGUGAUUGAAAAGAUGGAGAGGGUCCUAGAGGAGAAAGUCCAGGAGCUUGUCAGAGCCAGAGCAAAGCUGGCCCCCGACUCAGGUCCCGUGGGGGAGAGCUCGCCCAAGGAUUGCUAUUCCUCCCUGCAGGCCGGGCACUCCCGGCCCCUGAGGGAGCUGGAUGGGCCGCGGCACGGAUCGUCCCCCACCAUCUCCCAGCAGCCCGCCCUGCCGGACCUCGUCUCCAAGAACUCAGAGAAGCUUUCUCUCUUGGCCCAACUGGAGAAGGCCCAGAGCCGGAUCCAAGCCCUGGAGAGCCAGCUGGAGGACUCUGCCCGGCGCUGGGGGCGGGAGAAGCAGGACACAGCCACCCGACUGCUGGAACAAGCCCAUGGCUUCAGCCCCUGAUCCUCAUCUCCACACGUUCACUGGAUGGCGGCUCUGCCCUCUGGUCUCCCAAAAGUUAGGAGCCUAAAGGGCCUGAGCCCUUCAGGGGCUCCUCCUCCUCCUACGAGGGGGAGCAGGAGCAUUCAGAGCCCUGGGAUGGGAGGUGGGGCGGGGCACUGAACCAGAUAUCAGGAGAACCUGCUUAGAAUCUGGGCCCUGCCAUUGCCCCUGCUCUGUGUCCUUGGCCCUUCAAGGGCUUCUAGUUCCCCAUCCCCAUAUGGGGAUGAAAAUCCUUGCCCUUCCCUACAUUUCCCUAUCUCCCAGGGGUGCAAUGAGCCAACAGAGAUCUGCUGAUUUUGAAAGCCCUGUUUUUAAGGCAUCGGUGAUAGUAAUCCUGGCAUUAAGUACUUGGAAAAGCCCAGAGGAAGCAGGGUUAUGGCACUGGUCAUUGAACCCGUGUGAAUGUCUCUGUCCUCAUUGCCGCUCUCAUCACCGGGCAGAACCCAGGUCUGCCCAGCUCUGCCUGGCUCUUCCCUCUUCCCAGAUUCCCACCAAGCCACUUCCUAGGGGAGGAACCAUGGCAGUGGUAUCUACUGAGCCCUGGGUGUGGAUGACUGACUGGCUGACUGACUGUCUGACUGGCUGGCUGGCUGACACCGACGCUGGCUCACCCCCAUCUAGCCAUGGAAAGAGGACUCCCCCACCCCACCCCACCUUGAACCGGGAGGCACUGGGUAAACGAGAAGCACUCGGAGGUGGAAGACCAAGAGAAGGAGGAACUUUGGCAAUAUGUUUCCUCCCUUCCUCCAU